Messenger RNA from Chrysemys picta bellii (western painted turtle), 4872 nucleotides. The record is from RefSeq and is a predicted model, not a curated record. NCBI's taxonomy places the organism in Eukaryota, Metazoa, Chordata, Testudines, Emydidae.
CGGGCCCCGGGCGCUGAGGGGUGGCUGGUCGGGCCCCGGGGGCUGGCGGAGUCUGGCCGGGCUGGGGACUGUGUGUGGCGGGGGCAGCGGGACUCACCUGUGCCAGCGCCCAGAGCGGGGGAGCGGCCCCGAGUGUGAGCGAACGCCCCAGCCGCCGCCCGUGCAGCCGGACUGCGGGCAGCCGGGCCGGUAGGGCCCCAGCACCGCGCCGUGCGGGAGAGGCGGCCUCGGGACACUUGGACCAGGGACCCCAAUGUGCAUCAUGUGAAAAGUCCCGAGAGAUCGCUAAAGUCCACAUCGAGGGGAUCGCCCGUUAGUUACCUCGUCCUCCUGCCCAGCAGUACAGCGAGUUUAUCCCCCGUGGAAGCAGGUUAUUUCCCUCUUCCUCCAGAAUCAGCCUUCCAGUUAGAGAAUUGCCAUCUCUUCUUAGAGGUCUUUGAAAAAGCAGGAUUUGGGACCCAUUCACAACACCAUUUUUCACCAGAACUGGAGAAAGGACUGUCACAGUAGUGAUUUUCAUGGAUCUCAAUAGUGCCAGCACUGUUGUGCUGCAGGUCUUGACCCAAGCCACCAGUCAAGAUACUGCUGUGCUGAAACCCGCUGAGGAGCAGUUGAAGCAGUGGGAGAUACAGCCGGGCUUUUAUUCAGUCUUGUUGAAUAUCUUUACAAAUCAUACUCUGGAUGUAAAUGUAAGGUGGUUAGCUGUGCUGUACUUUAAAAAUGGAAUUGAUCGCUAUUGGAGGCGUGUAGCACCACAUGCUCUUUCGGAAGAGGAGAAAUCUACAUUGCGUGCUGGGCUCAUCACCAACUUCAACGAACCAGUGAAUCAGAUAGCCACUCAGAUCUCUGUGUUGAUUGCUAAAGUUGCUAGGCUGGAUUGCCCUAGACAGUGGCCAGAGCUUAUUCCUACUCUUCUGGAAUCAGUGAAAGUCCAAGAUGAUCUCCGCCAACACAGAGCAUUACUUACUUUUUAUCAUGUUACUAAGACGCUGGCAUCUAAACGACUUGCUGCAGAUAGGAAACUUUUUUAUGACUUAGCAUCUGGAAUUUAUAGUUUUGCCUGUUCCUUAUGGAAUCAUCACACAGAUACAUUCCUACAACAGAUCUUUACGGGAGAUGAAGCUGCAGCUACAAAUUCAUUAGAAAGAACUCUGUUGUCAUUGAAAGUGCUUCGUAAAUUGACAGUUCAUGGAUUUGUGGAACCUCAUCGGAAUGUAGAGGUGAUGGGAUUUCUACAUGCAGUAUUUGAGCGACUAAAACAGUUUCUGGAAUGUAGUAGAAGUAUAGGAACAGAAAAUGUAUGCAGAGACCGUCUAGAAAAGACUAUUAUUCUGUUCACUAAAGUGCUUUUGGACUUCCUGGACCAACAUCCUUUUUCAUUCACCCCUCUGAUUCAGAGAUCAUUGGAGUUUGCUGUAAGCUAUGUUUUCACAGAGGCUGGUGAAGGAGUUGCUUUUGAGCGAUUCAUUGUCCAGUGCAUGAAUUUCAUUAAGAUGAUUGUAAAAAAUUAUGCUUACAAGCCAUCAAAACGUUUCGAAGAUAGCAGUCCUGAAACUCUUGAAGCACAUAAGAUAAAGACAUCAUUCUUCACUUACCCAACAUUAAUGGAGAUAUGUAGGAGAUUAGUCUCUCACUAUUUCCUGCUAACAGAGGAAGAAUUGACAAUGUGGGAAGAGGACCCAGAAGGCUUCACUGUAGAGGAGACAGGAGGAGAUUCUUGGAAAUACAGUCUCAGGCCAUGCACAGAGGUUCUUUUUAUUGAUAUUUUCCAUGAAUAUAAUCAAACCCUUACUCCUGUGCUUUUAGAAAUGGUUCACAGUCUACAAGGACCUACGAAUGUGGAAGAUACUAAUGCUCUACUGAUUAAAGAUGCAGUCUACAAUGCAGUUGGGCUGGCAGCUUAUGAGCUAUUUGACAGUGUGGAUUUUGAUCAGUGGUUUAAAAAUCAGCUGCUAGCAGAGCUACAAGUCUCUCAUAACAGGUAUAAGCCAAUACGCCGGCGAGUAAUUUGGCUGAUCGGACAAUGGAUUUCUGUAAAAUUCAAAUCUGACAUGAGACCAAUGUUAUAUGAGGCAAUUCGUAACUUGCUUCAAGACCAAGACUUAGUGGUCCGCAUUGAGACAGCUACAACACUGAAGUUAACUGUAGAUGACUUUGAGUUUAGAACUGACCAGUUUUUACCGUAUCUGGAAUCCAUGUUCACUCUACUCUUUCAGCUACUUCAAGAAGUCACAGAAUGUGACACAAAGAUGCAUGUUCUUCAUGUUCUUUCUUGUGUGAUUGAAAGAGUCAAUAUACAGAUACGGCCAUAUGUAGGAUGCUUGGUUCAGUAUUUACCCCUGCUUUGGAAACAAAGUGAGGAGCACAAUAUGCUGAGAUGUGCCAUUCUAACCACUCUAAUUCAUCUUAUUCAGGGAUUAGGAGCAGACAGCAAGAACCUCUACCCUUUCUUACUUCCCAUUAUUCAGCUAAGUACAGAUGUUUCCCAGCCUCCUCAUGUUUAUCUUCUGGAAGAUGGCUUGGAAUUAUGGUUAGUAACAUUGGAGAAUAGCCCAUGUCUUACUCCUGAGCUGCUGCGAAUCUUUCAGAAUAUGUCGGCCCUUCUUGAGCUAAGUUCAGAAAACCUCAGAACCUGCUUUAAGAUCAUCAAUGCUUAUAUUUUUUUAUCAUCAUCUGAAUUUCUACAGGUGUAUUCAGGUGACCUAUGCCGAUCGUUUUGUGAGCUCUUAAAGGAUAUAACUACUGAAGGUCAAGUUCAAGUGCUGAAGGUUGUGGAAAAUGUCCUAAAAGUAAACCCAGCAUUGGGGCCUCAAAUGUUUCAACCCCUUUUGCCAUCUGUGUUCAGGGGGAUUAUAGAUGGGGAGAGGUAUCCAGUGGUGAUGUCUACUUACUUGGGAGUCAUAGGUAGAGUUCUACUACAAAAUGCAAGUUUUUUUUCACUGCUUCUGAGCCAGAUGGCAUGCGAGUGUGGUCAAGAGUUGGACCAGCUUCUUGGUAACGUGAUUGAAAUGUGGGUUGACCGCAUGGAUAAUAUUACCCAACCAGAAAGAAGAAAGCUUUCAGCUUUGGCAUUACUUUCACUUCUGCCAUCAGACAAUAGUGUUAUCCAAGAUCAAUUCUGUGGCAUCAUUAACAUUUCUGUGGAAGGGCUGCAUGAUGUUAUGACUGAAGAUCCUGAAACAAGAACAUACAAAGACUGCAUGUUGAUGUCUCAUUUUGAGGAGCCCAAAGUGACAGAAGAUGAGGAACCUCCUACAGAACAGGACAAAAGGAAGAAGAUGCUUGCACUGAAGGACCCUGUACACACUGUGUCGCUGCAGCAAUUUGUCUAUGAGAAGCUAAAGGCACAGCAAGAAUUACUGGGAGAACAAGCCUUUCAGGCACUUAUGGAAACAGUGGAUACAGAAAUAGUCACACAGCUACAAGAAUUCUUGCAAGGCUUCUAAAGAGUCAGAAACAAGAUUUUCUAUGUCUGACUCUCCAUUUCAAAAAUAUGAAAAAACACCUAGCCUUCCAUCUUAUAUGCAAAAACCUGCUUAAAAGCUAAAAGUAACUUGUGUAAAAAAUAAAGAAGCAGAGACCGUGAAACUGAUUUUUUUUUUCUUUCUGUAGGAUUGACAGAAUAAAUGUAAAUUGGUUCCUAACUAGAGUUUACAAACCUGUUUCACAAGAGAGUAUAAUUUUAUAUAUAUGAGGAAUGGGGGACUGCAUGAGGUAACGUGUACAGUGGAAACAACUGCUUAAUUUACUGUUAAUAGAAAAAGAAAUGUUUUGAUUAUCUUAUAAUCAUGUGUGUUUAACACUUUGAGGAAAAGUGAGGGCUAAUGUGGAAGAUAUUUUUUGUGUAACAAUAAUAGCUCAAUUUGGCUGCCUUACAUUUUUAAUUGUUUAUGACACCAUAAUAAAAAAAAAACCAAUUCUGCACAGCCAUUUAAACAAUUAUUGCAGCAGGAGACUAUAAGACAUUAAGUCUUUAAUUGGAUUUUAAUAUUAUAUAUAACAUACAUCCACAUACGUACAUAUUCCUAAGAUUUUCAUGCUUGGGCAAUAAACAGUUUGAAAAGAAAACAAAUUUACCAGUAAAAUGUUUUAUUUUCAUGAUAUUGAUCCAUGUAUGGGUAAAAUUGUUAGAAAAGGGAAAUUGUCUCAUUUUAUUUUCUGCAGACACGUUUUCUACUUAAAUAUGUAGUGUAAGAACCCCAAUACAUUGUGGUAAUGCACUUCUGUCCUGUAUCAGAGACCCGAGUUCACUUUCUGAUCCUAGUCUCUUUCUCUCAGGCUGGUGGGGGCUGAGUGUAUUGUGGAUAUAUACCACCAGCCUUGCGAGAAGUUGAGGUGGAAGGUAUGCUCUGUGUUGCUGAAUAGUGCCCUCUUCAGAAGAUUAAGGACCUGAUCCAGAGCCCUUUGACUUCAGUGAGCUUUAACCUUAGAUCAGACACUAUGAAUGGUGAUGAGAAUGGUAAAGUAAGAAAGAUGGAGGAAGGAAUGUUCGGGGCUCUGUCAGUGACAUACAGGAAAGGUUCUGUCCAGCCCUCUUCCCCAGGAGAGAAAAAAAAGUGUCUUUUGUUUUGUUUUUGGGUUGUUUGUUUUUUUGAGGGUUCAGGGGGUGCUUUACUUUUCCUAUCUGCCCUCUAUUGCCAAAACCCUUUUUAGUUGUGGAUUAUUCUAGUUUUGUUUUGUUUUAAAGGAAACUGUUGAAAACAUGGUAGCAAAAUGUACAGUAUGAAUUUUCUAUAGAAACCUGGGUACAGUAUGUAACUGGAGAUCCUACUGCCCCUUUGUAAUCUUAUAGAACCGAAAAUGUGUUAGAAAUGUUGAUGCUUCCAAAAAUAAAACAGUAAAGUUUCAAUUAAACUUUCCAAAGAUACCUCA